AUGGCUGAGGAGGAGGGCCAGGCUGUCUUUUUCAGCAGUAGUGGUGUUCCUAGUCAGCCUAAGCUGCUCAUGAAGCCAUUCCCAGAAAUAGUUUCUGCCUUAAAUAAAAACUUGAGCAACAAAGCCUUCAUCAAAGUUGGUGCAUCGCUGGAAUCAGCAGCUAUCCCGAAGGCAGAAACACUGGCAGAUGAGAUGGUAGAGCCUGUCCCGCCCUUCCCGGACUCCUGUCAGCACGCUUGCCUUUGGGAGGCAGCAGAGACGUCUCAUUUUGCUGCCGUUCACCCUCUGAGGCAUAAUCUGUUUGGUUCACCUAUGAACAAGCUGGGCAUGCUCCCCCUGUGCCUGGGGCUGUCCGCCGCCGCCCCGAGAAGAGACCCCGAUCUGGACGGCCACUGGCAGCUGUGGAAGUCGUGGCAUAGUAAGGACUAUCAUGAGAGAGAGGAAAACUGGAGGAGAGUGGUGUGGGAGAAGAAUCUGAAAAUGAUUGAACUCCACAAUUUGGAUCACUCCUUAGGAAAACACAGUUACAAGUUGGGAAUGAAUCAGUUUGGUGACAUGACAACUGAGGAGUUCAGACAGCUGAUGAAUGGCUAUCUCCACAAGAAGUCAGGACGGAAGUACAGAGGAUCCCAGUUCCUUGAGCCCAGCUUCCUGGAAGCACCAAGAUCUGUAGACUGGAGAGAGAAAGGAUAUGUAACUCCAGUUAAAGACCAGGGUCAGUGUGGCUCUUGCUGGGCUUUCAGCACAACAGGAGCUCUGGAAGGGCAGCACUUCAGAAAAACUGGCAAACUUGUUUCAUUGAGUGAACAGAAUCUGGUGGACUGUUCCCGUCCUGAAGGGAAUCAAGGCUGCAAUGGUGGUCUCAUGGACCAGGCUUUCCAGUAUGUGCAAGACAACGGGGGAAUUGAUUCAGAGGAAUCCUACCCAUAUACCGCAAAGGAUGACGAAGACUGUCGCUACAAGGCAGAGUAUAACGCUGCUAACGACACUGGCUUUGUGGACAUCCCUCAGGGACAUGAAAGAGCUCUCAUGAAAGCAGUAGCUUCUGUGGGUCCAGUAUCUGUUGCUAUUGAUGCAGGCCACUCUUCGUUCCAGUUUUAUCAGUCAGGUAUCUACUAUGAACCAGACUGUAGCAGUGAAGACCUGGACCAUGGUGUUCUGGUUGUAGGUUAUGGCUUUGAGGGGGGAGAUGUAGAUGGCAAGAAAUACUGGAUUGUUAAGAACAGCUGGGGUGAGAAGUGGGGUGACAAAGGAUAUAUCUACAUGGCAAAAGACAGGAAGAACCACUGUGGGAUAGCAACAGCUGCUAGCUAUCCACUUGUAUAAUUUGAAGACUGAACAUUUCAGUGCAAGAGGGGUUUUAAACUGAAAGACCAAACCCAUGUUCAUACAUGUGGUAGACUUAUAUCCUUCAAAAGUCAACUUGAUAUUUUUUUACUUUUGAGUUUUACAUGUUGGUGAUAUGCCACUUGUUUUAAAUUAAUGUAAAUGUUGGUAUGUAAACAGCUUGUAAUAUUGCUGGCUUUUGACUGCUUAAUCUAAUAGAUUCUUCUAUGUAUUUUUUCCUUUUUUAAAUUGCAAUGUGCCCAAAGUUUUACUUUUUAAAUAAACACUUGAAUUCCAGUGUGUACAGAU
Molecule: messenger RNA, 1635 nt
Organism: Struthio camelus australis
Lineage: Eukaryota; Metazoa; Chordata; Aves; Struthioniformes; Struthionidae
Source: RefSeq, a predicted model, not a curated record